Messenger RNA from Trichogramma pretiosum, 2383 nucleotides. Its product is annotated as putative ankyrin repeat protein RF_0381. Lineage: Eukaryota; Metazoa; Arthropoda; Insecta; Hymenoptera; Trichogrammatidae. Gene Ontology annotation, molecular function: protein binding. The transcript has 2 exons. Bases 44 to 2257 code for a protein of 737 amino acids. The record is from RefSeq and is a predicted model, not a curated record.
CUGCUAACAAAAACUAUUGCCUUAGUGAAGUAUAUCGAGUGAAAUGUCGGGAAAAAAAUAUAUUCCUGUAGCAAGACCAUUAAACGAUGCAGUUGAAUCGGGAAAUUUAGAAUCAUUGAAAGCUUUGUUACAAAGUGGUGCUGAUCCAAACGAAAUCGAUGAAGAAGGCAUGGCACCACUAAAUCUCAUCUGCAAUCAGCUUCAAUUGACUGAUAUUCACUUGACAAUGAUGCAACAACUCAUCAAUUAUAAAGCUGACGUCAACAUCAACAAAAAUUUCGAAAGAAACAGUCCAGUUAUACAACUUUUCAGGGAUAAAAGAAGCGCCAAACUGCGUUACGAAGCGUUAAAGUUACUUUUAGAAAAUAACGCCGAUGCUAUGCAAACUGAUAGCUGGGGCGACAGACUGUUGGAUAUAAUUCUUUAUCAAACGAAGAGUACGAAUACUGUUAAAUUGUUGAAAUUACUGAUGACACACGGCGUAGACGUAAACAUUCCACAUAGCACAGGAUAUUAUCCUCUCACUCUCGCCUUUUAUUUUCCAACAAUAGAAGUAGCCGAAUUUUUAUUAAAAAAUGGCGCCGAUCCGAACCGUUACAACAAUCGUGAUGAUCCUGGAACAUUUUUAACACGCAUCUUUAGUAAAUAUCCCUUAACGUUUUCCGAUUAUGAAAAGAUUCAGCUCCUUAUCCAGUACAAAGCAGAUGUGAAUUUAAAAAUUCCGAUUGUGGCUCUAUUUAGAUGCAAAAGUUUUCGUAACGAUGCCGAUACAUUAUUGCGCAAAAUAGUGUUGAAAUUACUUCUAGAAAACAAUGCUGAUGUUUCAGCUACUUGUGAAUAUCAUGGAACAAUUCCAACUACUAUUCUUGGGAUGAAUAGUAAAGACAGUAUAGAAAUAAUCAAGUUGUUGCUAAAAUAUGGAAUGGAUGUAAACUUGAAAGAUAAUUGGGGUCGAACUCCAUUGCAUAUAGCUGUUAAACGAGCACGUCUAGAAGAGAUAGAAUUUUUAUUACUUCAUGGAGCGGAUCCCAAUAUUGUUGAUGAUUAUGGUAAUACACCAUUAAACGAAGUCUGUGUAAAUCAUCAUAUAACAAAUGAAUACUUGCAAGUAAUACAAUAUCUCCUCCGCUAUAAAGUUGACAUGAACAUUCAAAAUAACAAAGGAAAUACUCCAAUAAUAAGCCUAUUUUAUAAAAGAUCAGAAUAUCAAUUGUGCUAUGAAGUAUUAAAAUUACUUUUGGAAAACAACGCCAAUAUUUCACACCUAAACAAUGAGGGCAAGACUGUAUUACAUGUGAUCAUUCAAAGUACAAAAGCACCAAAUUUUUUCAAUGAGUAUAAAUCCAGUAUUGCAGAAAUUUAUCAAUGUAUGGAGUUCAUUAUACAACGUGGUUUAGACAUUAAUGUUCAAGAUAGGGACGGACUUUCUCUUCUUAACGAAGCUGUUUCAUAUUGUAAUUUAGAUUUAGUUAAAUUUCUUUUAAAUCAUGGGUCUCAAGUAUCUACUGCUCAGUUCCAAGGUGGCUAUUUUCAAAGUCAAAAUGCCAUUUUAACAGACUUAAUGAUGACUCAAAAUAUUCUUGCCAUAAUUGAUAUUUUAGAAAAUAAGGGCUUUGAAAUGACAAAUGAUCAUUUUUUAUCAGUAUUCAAAUUUUUAAUAGGAUACUAUGUGCCUAUACAGUCAUCUGCAUUAAGAAAAGCUCUGGAAACAGGAUUUACUCUUGAUAUUAGCAACUACAUUAAAAGUAAGCAAACACAUAAAUAUGAAUUGGAUACAAUUUUUAAUUACAUGUACUUGGCAGAGUAUGGAAUGAUUUAUAAGGAUGAAAAAACAUAUGAAAAUUUGUUAAGUAUUUUGAAAAGUUUAGAUUCCAAGAAUUAUUUAUAUGACGAUAUCUUAAAGACAAAAGAUAUUAAAAAAUAUAUUAAGAAAGCCAAAAAAGUUAUGGUUGGCAAAAAAACAACUCUUCUACAAAUUUUUACUUCUAGUCCAGAUGAAACAUACUUACUAUUGAAAAAUUGUGACUAUCAGUCAGUCAUAAAUUCUGAACAAUUUGAAGAAACUUUUAAAGGAAUCUCGAGUAUUUUAAAGGGGCAUAUUAACAAGAGUUUAGUUCGAGAAUUUGCAAAAAAAGUUUCAUUAAACCCUUUAAAACAAUUAACUCAAGGUUUACCUUAUGUCUGUUGUGAAUACAUCAUAGAAUAUUUAAACAACAAUGAGUUAUGCUGCAUGUAUGAAUCGCUUUAUGUACGUUAGAAGCUAAUUAAAAAUAAAUAUUAUACUGUGUGUGCAGAGUAAGUGUAAUAAAAUUAUUUUCACAAUGAUGUUAAUUUAUCGUGAAUGUAUAAAUACUCUGUGGUGAUGCAUUUAAUAUAUAAUACA